UAUGACAGCCGAUGCAAAUCGCAAACUUGGCGUCUCUGUCUUUCCUUUUGAAUAUGACUCUGGUGUCUUUUUGUUGUUCGCCUAGUUUCUAGGCAUAUUGAGGCUGCAGAUUAACACUUUGAAUCCCCGUCUGAAGCAUUUUUUUUUAUGACUUCUUAUGUUAGAAUAAAAAACUUGGUGAAAUAAUAGGAACAGCAGCAGCCGCCGGACCCGUCAGUGAGAAGGGAUUAUUUUUUUGUCUUUGCCUUCUUUAAAGACUAAACAGUGGAUGUUUUACAGUGCAGUCAGAUAGGGUCGAGUGUCUCUCCUCCCCUGCACACCGCGGCUACCUGGCGAGAAGAUUUGGAUUAAGACUAAUGAACUGGGGGGUAAAUAAUCUCCACGGGACUGUUUCACGGGGCGCAAACUGACUCAUUGUCUCGCUGUGGGAAUUUUUUUUUUCUACACCUCUUGGCUGAAGACGAUGUCUGUCCGGGCAUACUUUGUCGCUUUUUCCAAAUGCACAGUUCUUCUUUCUCUGAGGAUUUUGCUUCUUGUGCCUGCAGGGUUGCCAGUCCGCAGCCAAGGGGAUUCUCAGUCCGACAACAAAGUGAUGGACAAUAUCACCGUCCGACAAGGAGAGACGGUCUUUCUCAGGUGCGCACAGGGGGAUGUUGUCACACACACAGCAUGGCUAAACCGGUCGAGUAUACUGUAUGCUGGAGAAGACAAAUGGUCGGUGGACCCCAGAGUGAGUCUGGUGACCCUUAAUCAAGAGGAGUUUACCAUCAAGAUUGAAAACGUGGACAUGACAGAUGAGGGGCAGUAUGUGUGCGCAGUCCAGACAAGCAGUCGACCGAGAACCACCUCAGUGCACAUCCUUGUCCAAGUACCACCGAAAAUCAUCAACCUGUCAAGAGAUAUUGUGGUAAAUGAAGGCUCCAAUGUCACCCUGAUGUGCCAAGCAAGCGGUAAACCAGAUCCCGCCAUCAGCUGGAAACUCAUCUCCUCCUCAGGGGACCUGGCAUCAGACGAUGAGUACCUGGAAAUCCCAUCUAUCUCCAGACAGAGAGCAGGGACGUACGAAUGCACAGCUGUCAAUGAUAUUGACACAGAUGUCCAGACCGUAGACAUCACUGUUAACUACGCUCCAACUGUGUCAGAGGGCAGAGAUGUCGGAGUAACUCUGGGCCAAAGAGGAGUGCUGGAGUGUGAGGCGGAUGCAGUGCCUGAGGCAGAUUUUGAGUGGUAUAAAGAUGACAGAAGGAUCUUCAAUGGCUUUGAUGGCAUGGAAAUUGUGAAUACUGGAUCACUGUCGAAGCUGACGUUUUUUAAUGUGUCUGAUGGAGAUUACGGCAACUACACUUGUGUCGCCAUCAACAAACUUGGGAGCUCAAACACAAGCUUCCUUCUGUAUGUGGUAAUUGAACCCACUAGCUCAACGCUAUUGCAAGGACCGAGAGCAGUUCAAGAUGGCAGCGGCGGCGCAAUGGGAGUGCACUCACACACCUGUCUGCUCUUCAUGGUGAUCCUGCCGUUCCUGCUCAGAUUUUGAAGAGGAAUGGAUGUGAACACAAGUAUUGUUUGCGUGUUUGCGCGCGUGUGUGUGUGUGUGUGUGUGUGUGUGUGUGUGUGCGAGAGAGAGAGAGAGAGAGAGAGAGAGAGAGAGUGGUGGUGUGUGUUUUUCUUUUUUCAACUGGAACCAUAAACUGAUGCACAGUGAGUGCAUGAAGUAUCCUGCUACGUAAUGAUGUUGACCCACUAAAUAAGUACAUAACAAAAGUUUGUUUCUGUUUUUUUUUUUUAGAUUUUCAAGGAUGUAACAAAUGUUUCACAUUUUAGUUGUAUUAUGUUGGAAAUUUUCUCUCUAAAUUAUAUUAUUCUGGAUUAUCUCUUUUUACAUAUAUGUCUCGGAGGAAAAAAUAAGAUUUUUUAAUUGUGGUGUGGUUAUUGAAAUGGAUUUUUCUUUGUUUUUAACUGCAUUGCAUAUUCAUCUCAACUCCAGGAAAAGGCAAAUUUACAGCAAGUAUGGGAGGUGAAUGUUAAAUACCUCAAAGUCAAACUGAGACACUGAAGCAGAAGGAAUUUAGGUUACCCUAAGGCAGAAAGCCUGGUAUUAUCAUAUUUUAAUCUAUAAUAAUUAUCAUUCAGUCUGGUUGUUGAAACACAAUUGUUUUUGACCUUCAAGUAUUUUUGUUCUCAGCACUGUAGUGAUAUACUUGCUGUUGUGUUAUGCUAAUCUUUCUUUCUUUUUUUUUUCUUUCUUUUUUUUCAAUUUUAAUUUUGACUAUUUUUUGAGAAGGGAAAAUAUGAAGUUGUAAUUAUUUAGGACAAAUAUCUUAGUUUUAUGUCUUUGUUGUCUUUUUUUCCUUUACCAGUACAAUUGUACACAGAAAUGGUGUCAAGAAUAAUUAUGUUAUAAUUAUGUAGUUAAAAAUGGAGGAAGAGUUUACUCCACUUGUGUGGAGUCGAUGUCUGACUUAAAUAAUGCAAAUUUAUUAAUGCUGUUGCUACUUGUUUGAACAUCAUGCCAUUUCUACACGGCACAGUUAUUUGAAAAAAAUGUUCCUGUUAUGUUGCAGACCAGCACAGGAGGGUUAGAGACCACUCAGUAAGAUCAUGUUAAUAGAACACUUUUUGCAUGUAUUUAGACAACAAUAACCCAAAGACUUUAGCAGUUCGCACAGCACCAUAAUUCAUAGGGUUUCUGUUCCCUAGUCUCAACAUCCAACAAACACAAACACCUUUCCAGUAGUACUGUCUUUUCGCAAACAAGAGAACAAAUAUGUUGUGUUUUAAUAUGAGUUUAACAUCACAUAACAUUUGGAAAUCUAAAAUGAUAGAUACCUUUAAACCAAAAUGUACAGUAUGUGGUUUAUGACUGUGGAAUGCACAUCUGAACAUCACAUUUCCAGCUCUUAUUGAAAAAAAAAAAGAAUUGCAGGCUUACUUUACAAUAUGCAAGCCAAUUGCAAUAACUGAGAUUGAUCAGAGGUCUGAGUAAAAAAAAAAGAAAAAAGCUACAACUUCUCUUAUCACUUCAGGGUUUCCCAAACAUACAUUUAUUUGUAGCCCGCCACAAUGAAAACAUACAAAAUACAACACCAUGGUGUUAUAAGUGAGUGUACCCGGGCCAGAGACUGCGUAAUAGAAUGUUAGACAGUGAAACUUAACUGUUCCAUUCUGCUUAGUCUAAAAGUUUGCAUUCACUCACAGUAGCUGCUCCUCUUAUCCAUCGAUCUGAUCUGAUCAGCUCUGAAAAGACUGACAGAUUGUUUAUCCUCCCUAUGAGUCACAAACUGCUGCAGAGGACAAAAAGAAUUCAUGGAGAACUCUGCCUGCAUUGUCUUCACAGACCCACAAAAACCUCUGAAUUUAGAACAUGGGAUACAAAAUAAUACAAAGGGACAAAGGCGAUUCUGUGGGAAACACUGCAUUUGAUAGAUAGCUUUCAUUGUCAGAAAAGACAGGAUAUGUGAGAAAACUAGAAAAUCAUAUCUCUGUGAUAUAUUAUGGUAGAGGUUCAGCACAGACAGAGUAUCACUGGCAUCUUGAGAGGUAGCGAAAAGAGGACAGACCUGCGUUACCUUAUUUUGUUGUGAGCGUGACAAUUUUAUGCAACAAUCAGAAACCUGUCACAACACGUCAGCAAGAAUUAAAGCCAGUCAUUUAUCUUUUUCACAUUUCUUGUGUUGACAAACAACUCACACCAACUGCCAGACCACACUCAGGUCCCCCCCCGCCGCAGUGGAAAAUAGUGACAACAAAAGAAAGCAAGAAUUGGUGUUAGUCUACUGGUUUUGUAAUGUGGAGGGGAAUUUUUUAAACAUCAAGCCUCUAUUGCAAAACGAAUAGCAGUUUGUGUUUGUGGACCUACAAACACAACUAUCUACUGACUGUUGGUUUCAAUGAGAGCUGUACUAAAGGACUUGUAGAAUUCCAUUAACACAACAUCAAACAGGAACAGUGAAUUACAACAAAUUAGUGUGUGUGUGUGUGUGUGUGUGUGUCUGAUUAGUGGUGGGGCAAUGAAGCGCUUCUUAUGAUCCCGCGGCUCUGAUCGAGUGUGUUUUCACAUAUGGUUAUUUUAAAUUAAUGCAAGCUCAGUGGAUACUGAGCAGACACAGAGAUGAGCGAGACAGAGCCAAUGAUCUCUGCUGUGUUCACAUUCAGCCUUUGCUCCCCUUUUCCCUGGCUUGCCACUGCUCUGGUGAGGUUGCAGUCCCUCAUUUAUGUGCACCUCAAUUUUUUUUCUUUUGAACUCAGCCCCAUUGUGGCUUUUGGGUAUAACAAGGUUUGUGCUUCUUGAUGUGAAAAAAGAGCCAAUAUCCAAAUCAAAGCGGCAUGAAACAGAUAGGGCCAUUAUUGAAAUUGAUCAGGGUAAUCAUCAGCUGAAUCUGACAGGCUAAUCAUGGUUUGUUUUCACGCACAAGACAAAGAGAGAGAGACACUGCAGACUAUUAUUAUCUCCAGCACAGUGAUGUUUGGAAAUAACAUGGUAAUUAUUCCGUCCCGGCUUGAAGGAUGGCACUGCUGAUCUCACGUCAUUUUGCCACAAGAUUAACCACAUUUACGAUGAACUGAAGUCAGAUCACCUCCCAUGGAGGUCUAUGUUGGGAUCCAUCAGUGGGGUUUGCAUGAAGCGCUUUGCUGUCAAUAUGCACAAACAAUCACAGCCACAUCUUUUUGAAUUCAGUUGAAAGUUUGAAAAGGACCGGAAUGUACUGCACACCUUGCUUAAUAAUUAGCCUAGAAAUAUCAAAAACACACACCUCACUCCAUCUCCUCCUUUCAAACACACCAGGCAGUUCUCAUGCACAGUUGAUACAUUUUCCUACAAAAGGUAAUGCAGCAACAUUUCCACAUAUUCUUGGUAAUCAUGAGCCAGUAAUUUGUGUGUAACCCACAUAUCUGGGACGUAAAGAGGUAGUUUGGGGUGGUGGAUGGGUCACAAAAUACAGGACUUUCGCCCAGGACAUUGCCAGGGAGACUGGUGUUUGGAACCAUGUGAACUUUGUGGGAAAUUUAAGUCACUUUAAGGUACACUGCCACUAUGUUUUUGUUUUGUUUUUUACUAAAUCUAACCUACGUAACUUAAGUUACUUCACGUUAAGUACAUAAUGCCAUUCAUGAGAAUGCUAAUUCAUAAGAUAUCAUACAGGUUGUUGUAUGAGGUGAUGUUUCCUCAUACAAUGGUUCAUAUGAUAUCCCAGUCUAUUCUCAUUCCAAGCUCAUCAAAUACUGCCACUUUGUUAGUGAUCUGGGCAUUAGAUACAGAUACACAAAGGCACUCUCCGUGCCGGUAAGAUGGAUGGGUUUUAGAUAAAGUCCACAGACAAAGCGACAACACUGGAUGAGUUGGGGUGAGAAUAUGUUGGAUAUCCUACAAAAAUGCACAUACAGCAGUUUGUAUGUAGGCUGACCAAACGUCCUCUUUUGCCCGGACAUGUCCACUUUUGACGUCCUGACCGGGGCGUCCGGGGCUGUUUAUAAAUUGAUGAUAAUGUCCGGUUUUCCCUCCUUGUGUGUGUGUGUGUGUGUGUGUGUGUGUGUGUGUGUGUGUGUGUGUGUGUGUUUAUGUGUUAGAGUGCAGCACGGGCCGCAUAUUUCUGUCUGAACCCGACAGUCAUUCUGUUUUGUUAUGUCCGAAACCGAAACGAGCCUGACAUUAUUUAAUGACUAAAGCACUGAGUUUGUGUCACACAGUUGUUAUGGUUACAAGCUAUUUAACAGGCCAGGCGUCAGCAUUUAAUCCGAGGCUUCCAGCAAGGGGAGAGGUAGAAACAAACAGCCAAUGUGUGUCUGUGUGUGUUAUGUUCAGGUGUUGUCACGUAAAUAACAGUGCUCAAGCAAUAAACAGGACAGACAAUAGGAUUUUAUUUAUUUUUACACUACAUUUUCACUGAAAGCUGACUGAAUCCGACCCAAGCCCGCAUACAAUUUAUAGCUACUUUUUUGACCAAACCCAGCCCGACCCGUUGGGUAGGCCUGCUGUCGGGACCCGUAGGGCUCGGAUUGGGUAGCCACACACUAGUGUGUGAAUGUGUCCCCUUUCUAUAGGGGCCUAUCUGAAUUUCUGUCUUUGAGAGAUAUUAUUGUGUACUAUAACUGAUUUUUCGAUCCAUACAUAUAAACUUUAAAUAUAUUAAAAUUAUAAGGCAUCUUUGAGUAAACUGCGAGUAUCAUUUAAGUAGGCUAUCUCGUGGCCGGGCCAAGUGUCCUCUUUUUUGGAAAUCAAAAUAUGGUCACCCUAUGUAUGAUAUCAUAUGAAUUUGCGCCCAAUAAUGGACGUUACGUCUUUAAUGUAAAGUUACGUAAUUAAUGUAAAGUUACGGAGGUUAGGUUUAGGCAUGUUAAGUUACAGAGGUUAGUUUUAGGGAAAGAAAGAUGGUGAGGACAUACCUUAAAAUGACUAAAAUUUCACACGGCUCCAAACACCACUCUCCUGGUGAAUGUUAAGGGGGAAAGUUACGUGUUUAGUGACCCAUCCCACCACCCCAGCCUGCCUACUAAAUGGACCACUCGGGACUGCUUCCUUCUGUACUCCAUCAGGACAUUAGUCACAUGCAACCUUCCAAUAUACAUGUUAUCCACAAAUUACAGGCUCAUCAUUACAUGAGAUAUGUACAAAUUUCAGUGCAUUACUAUUAGUAGGAAAACAUACCAACAGUGCAUGAGAACAUUGCAUGAGGAUACAAUGCACAUACAUGUACACAUGCCACACUCUACUGAGAUGAGACGUCCUUGUAUAUUUCCACCCACAAGUUUUUUUUGUAGAACAGCCAAGCACACACUGUAAAAACCGGUCAUUUAUCUUAUUUCUUUACUACCUCUGAGCAGUUGUUCAGCAAUUUGCCCAAUUAUUCAACUGCACAGCAAUUACCACCUUAAAGUAUAUUUAGAUCUGGUCAUGGGUGUGCAUUUGUGUAGGCUGUAAUGGCAGUGAGGCUUGUUCACACCGUCUUUAUUCCACACUGUUGUAUUGUCAGUAUUGUUUCUCCUGGAGUAACACAGCACUCCACAGGUUUCUGAAAGGACAUUGCAGACAGCUAAAUGUUUGCAGUUUAUUGCUUUGUCCUUAAUGAUUGUGAUGUUGUUGUUUUUUUUUAAAAUAUCAUAUCAAGUACAGUAUAAUUUCUCAAGUCAAGCACACUAUUACUGAGGACAAACCCAUGUAAGCACUUACCUUUAGAUUGUAGACGGAUCCGUACGAACCAGCAGGGCUGCUGUCAAAAUAUAACAUGUAUGUCUAGAUUAAAUGGAAAUGAAUGCUUUUAUCACACGUAACCCAAGGUAAGAGGGUGAUUGUAUAGCUGACUUCCCUUAUAAUCCACCUAAUAAUAGCAAUGCCAUAUGGCCAAUAUGGCAGCGAUUCAGAGUUGAGGCUGCACUGAGCAUCACAGACUACAAACUAAAACUGUGCACAUUAAUAUCCUGACUUUAGACGAUCAUUAAGAGGAACCCCGCUAUUUCUCAAUAACAAACAAGCAUAAUGUUUUUUAACUCUGAUGAGAUCUGUGGUCACAGACAAAAUGUUGUAAACUGCGAAGCACUGAGCAGAGGAAGCGGCAUCGAGGCAAAGAGCAGUCUGAUCUGUGAUCUGAGGAUGAAAUAUUCUGUCUUUUCACUGGAGAUGGAAAACAGUCAGCACCUAUCAGAUCACUGCUGGAAAUCCUGCUAGAGCAUUUUCCUAAAGUUUUGGCCUUGGUCUUAGCCAAGUGCAGCUAACAGAAAAAGUAUCAUCUUCAUUUCCUUGUUCUCAAAUCCCCGCUGUUCCAAACGUGUAACAAGAAGAAACCAUGUGGAGAAAACCUAUGCAGGCUGCUUCUUUAAAGGCUUAAUUUGGAUUGUUUUCUGACCCGAGGCCUUUGGUGUUACUUAGCACCAGUGUUUUCGGUGCAUUAUGGGCACUGGUAGCCUCAAGGUUAGACAAGCUGGCGUGCAGAGCAGCUAAAUAAACACAGUCACAUUACAUUUAGUGAGAUGCUGUGUGAUGCUUUGUGUUGCACAACCCAGCUAUUUACCAUGUUAUGGCUCAUUUAGUCGAGAAAACUAUUAAAAUUUCAGUUGGCCUUCAUAUUGUCCUGUUGUUAACUGGACUCAUCCUCUAUUGUAUAAGUCCCACACAUGAUUGCAGCUCUUUGCUUAAUACAGUAACAUCCUGUUAAAGCCACCAGUCACUUCAGGAGUUAAAAAAGUUCAAAAAUUAAACACUGAUUGCUUUUCCCCAUGCUGUAUACUUCCAACAGCUACAUAUAACAUGCAUUAUGGUGAGGCAAAGUGAACACAGCAGGUGUUGACAUUCCUAUUUCAAAGGGAAAUGAACAACUGUAUAAUUGAAAAUAAUUUUGCAUCUCUCUGAAAAAAUAGCAGGCAGUCGUACUGCAGUUUCUUCCUGCAUGGCAUUAGAAAAAAAGAAGCCUGUCUGUGCUUUCUUAUUAGAGCAAAUGCAAAUGCUUCAAACUCCCACCAAGCAUGACUUUUAAAAGGAUAUGCAAGACACACUGCAAGUCCCAUUCAAGCCAAACUUAUAAUGAUAAAAUCUAGCAGCCCGGGGAGAGGAUCUUGGAAGUACACUAGUAAAAUAUUUCUGAUCCACCCCCAAAGUUCAGCUGGGAAACUGCACUGAGAAGGCCUGAAUACACAUAACUUUUCCUGUCUCUGUCUGACUCCAGUCAGCCAAUUCUGAAUCACAGCCCAUGAAGGCUUAUAUUUUGGCAGUAGCGCUGCAUAUUUAUGGUGAUAUGACCAAUUCCAUUGUCUGUUUGAAGACUGCAUAAGGAUUGCGGACUCAUUCUCCCUCUCAGCCCAAGUAAACAUGGGCCCAGUUGGAAGAUGGGCUGAGUUUGAGGGGAAAAAAAACAACAAAAACAAAACAAAAACAAAAAAACACUAUGGAUAUAUUUUCUUUCCUUUGUCUUCAUAUGUGCAAGUGAGAACAGUCUUUAAAGAAAAAUUUGAUACCAUUUAAGAAAUAUGACUGAGCUUGUAUUGCACCUACCAGAUAGUACUGUUCAUUUUAGGUGUUUUGUGACAUUUGUGUGAUUUGCAUUGGAGUCUGAGAGAGAACAUUUUUGGAUGUGAACUUUGGUUAGACAUGAGAAAUGAAACCUUUGCUUCAGCUGCCAGGGGAUUAUCAUAGCAGACGCAUGAAGUAGUCUCAUGAUCUGUUGGGAUUUAUUUUGGAUGAUUCACAUAUAUAAAAUUCUGCCCUUUGCCUGGCUACAAGUUCACGGGGCUCUCUUCAGAUUGGAUUGUUCCCCAAGUGGAGGGGGGCAUCAUCUAUUUGACUCCCUGCAUUGUAAAGGAUCGUUGGUUCAUAUGUAUUUUCUUGAUGAAAAGUGUGUGCUCAUAUUUAAGACUGACAA
Molecule: messenger RNA, 9347 nt
Organism: Epinephelus fuscoguttatus (brown-marbled grouper)
Lineage: Eukaryota; Metazoa; Chordata; Actinopteri; Perciformes; Serranidae
Gene: ntm
Product: neurotrimin
Exons: 8
Coding region: 464-1534 (356 amino acids)
Cellular component (GO): neuron projection
Source: RefSeq, a predicted model, not a curated record